CGGGCAGGGUGGUCCUUGGCGUUCCGGGACAUCCAGGGGGUACCGGGCAGGACAGACCCUCGGUACCGGGCGCGGCGGUCCUUGGAGCAAGGAGGAGUUCUUGGCACGGCGGAGUGUCCCGCCAUGGAGAUGCAGUCGUACUACACCAAACUGCUGGGGGAGCUGAACGAGCAGCGCAAGCGGGAUUUCUUCUGCGACUGCAGCAUCAUCGUGGAGGGCAGGAUCUUCAAAGCCCACAAGAACAUCCUGUUCGCCAACAGCGGCUACUUCCGAGCGCUGCUCAUCCACUACAUCCAGGACAGCGGCCGCCACAGCACGGCCUCGCUGGACAUCGUCACCUCCGAGGCUUUCUCCAUCAUCCUGGAUUUCCUCUACUCCGGCAAGCUGGAUCUGUGCGGGGAGAACGUGAUCGAGGUGAUGUCUGCCGCCAGCUACCUGCAGAUGACCGACGUGGUGAACUUCUGCAAAACCUACAUCAGGUCCUCCUUGGACAUCUGCCGGAAAAUCGAGAGGGAGGCGGCUUUUUACCAGGCCGACAGCGGGAGCUCGGCCAGGGAAGGCACCUCCUUGAGCUUCAAGAGCUCGGCCUCGGCGUCCUCCCCGCAGGAGAAGGAGAAGAUUCCGGAAUGCCAGCGGGACCCUCCCUGCGGGGCCUGCGGCGCCUGCCAGCCCCUGGAGCUGGUGGCCAGGGAACCGCUGAGCAGCGACUCCCCCAAAGGGCUGCAACCCAAGGUGGAGUUCGACCCCGACGAGGCGGAGGCGGAGGCGGGCGAGCGGCUGCCGCAGUACCCGGCGCCCAUGUCGCUGGAGCAGAUGGAAGAGGGGCAGCCCCUGGAGCUGGCCUGCAAUAAUUACCACAUGAAGCAGUUCCUGGAGGCUCUGCUGCGCAACAGCUCGGCCCCGAGGAAGGAGGACGUGGUGCAUCACUUUGUCCGGGGAUUUGAGGGUAGGGCUGAGGAGGCGGGAGCGGCCGUCAGCUCCAUGAUGGACAUUCACAGCGACUGGUAUGGAGAGGACGCAGGUGACGUGCUGGUGGUGCCCAUCAAGCUGCACAAGUGCCCCUUCUGCCCUUACACGGCCAAGCAGAAGGGCAUCCUGAAGCGCCACAUCCGCUCGCACACCGGGGAGCGGCCGUACCCCUGCGAGACCUGCGGGAAGCGCUUCACCCGCCAGGAGCACCUGCGCAGCCACGCGCUCAGCGUCCAUCGCUCCAACAAGCCCAUCAUCUGCAAGGGCUGCAGGAGAACCUUCACCAACAGCCUGUCGCAGGGGCUGCGGCGCUUCGGGCUCUGCGACAGCUGCACCUGCGUCACCACCACCCACGAGGACUCGGCGCCCAUCAACCUCAGCCUCGUGGAAACGGCCUCGGAAGGGCAGGAAAAGGGAGAUGCCGACAACGACUGGCCCAUCUACGUGGAGUCCGGAGAGGAGAACGAGCCGGCCGAGGACGAGGACGGCGACGACAAGCGGGAAAUCCGGCGGGGUUUGGCAGACAGAGAGGUUUUGAUGUAGCGGUGAGAGGAGAGGGGAGCGCUGAGAGCUUCCCUGGCAGAGUCUGCGACGGAAAACUGCGCGUUUGCUCGAUCACUGACACUGUGCUGGUUUUUAUUAUUCUGGGUUUUUUUUGGUUUUUUUUUUUAAUUAAAUUGCGGGGAGAAUUGGAAUUUUUAAUAUUUUUUGAGUUUUCAGUGCUGUGCACCAGAAAGCUGUGGAGAGUCUUCGGUCUGGGGCUCGCAGAGGUUGGACUUGAGCAGUUUCUCUGCCUCCUGGUUUUGGUUUUGCAGGUGGAACACCUCUGGGUUGUUUUGGGGACAGGUUUCUUCCAAUAAUGAGUCACGGUCCUUAAUCCCUGAUCUGAAAUGGGCACCACCUUCUCUCUGAAGAUGACAUGAAAUGUGGUUUACAUCUCUUACCUUGGGACUUUUCCAAGCUAAUCCGUGAUUCUUCUGUCUUAGGACAGUGUUAUUUAAAUGAUGAACCAUAAACGUUUGCUGAGACUGGAUUUGACCUGGAAACCAGGGCAGAAAAACCAGGAUAACAAAAAAAAAACCCCAAACCCAAACAAAAUAUGCUGCUGCUGAAAGGAUGGACGGGAAGAAUAAAUCUAUUUCACGUAAUUAAUUGCGGGAAUUUAGAGCUCAAGCUUUUCUUUCUGAAUUUUUACUGCAUCUUCCCCUCCUAAGCGCUCGGAUCUUCAGCUGUGUCUUCACUGUCACUCAGAUAUCAGUAACCUUGGCUUAAAUAUUAAGCAAAAAUGAUGGUGUCUUAGUGGUCAGGACUAAGAGAAAAGCCCAAAUUCUUUUUAGCUUUUUACAGCAGGAGUUAAAAGCUGUCAAGCAGGUUCCUUGGGAAUUCUGACUGUGGCAGAUUGAAUAACCAGAUCCACACCUGGUGUGGCUGAGGAGCAGUGAAAUAUCUGAGCUAUGCUAUAAAAGAGCUCUGAAUGCCCUUUUGGAAUUCUUUUCUUUCUCUUUUCCUGCGAUUUCUUUUAGAAAUCAGGGAUCCUCUCAUGAUUUAUGUUAUGUGAUUUUAUCCAAAUUUUAUUUUAUUUUAUUUUAUUUUUAAACCUCCUCUGUGGACCUCCUGUCUCUUUGUGGGGACAGCAAAAGGUUUUGAAAGGAGGUGAGAUUUUGUCGCCUUUCCAGCAGCAAGUUUUUAAGAGCUAUUAAAACUCAGGCUGGGAAGCUUUAGAAGAAAACCCAGCACCACCAGAAAGCCUGUUUGCUUAGGGGUGACCUCCUGUUCCCUGACAAAGGGACAAAACUGAAAUAUACUGUGAAAUGAGACUGUUAAUGCUUCUUCACUCUGCUGUUCCUAAGUGUUUCAUGAAAAGGCAAACUUGACGAGUCUUUUUUUUUUGGCUGGAGCAGAAUUCUGCAGACAGAUUUGGCUGACAAAGAGUGAGCAGUUCCUCCCACUUGGUGCUUUUUCCUGAGGGGUUUUUUGGUGUAAAGAUUUUCCACUUGGCAAACCUAAAAAACCCGAGAGCCCUCUGAUUUAACCAGGGGUUUUUUUCUCUGCAUACCUCAUGCUUCUCUUGUACACGUUGAAAAAAGAGCGAUUCAGCUUCUCCCUCUGCUUCAUCCAGCAGUGAAACAGCCCCACUGUCACGUCAGAUUUAUUUGUGAGAGGCGAUUCUGCCCUCACAAGUACAGCCAAGGGUUCAUUUCCACACCAGGUAGGAUGAGGAAAGGAGAAACAAAGUUCUUUUUAAAGAAUUCACUUUACUGGUGGCUACUGAAAAGAGCAGAAGGUAAAGAGACCUUUUUUGGAGGGGUCUGGUCCAGGUUCUUGAUGAACCGUGUAACGUUGGUUUAAUUUUCUGUCCCUUCAUUUGGGCGAGUUUCAUCAUCCCUGUUUCCAGGUCAGCUGGAAAUUUGAGUUUGUAGGAGCUGGAACAGGGGGCAAGACCUUUACAAAAUUCCCCGCUCCAGAGCCGCUGUUCCAGUCAAUCUGAGUGAAGGGACAGUGAAGGGACACAUGGAGGUGCCACGUUUGGUAUUGAGCUCUGAAAAUCCUGCUUGAUUUUGGCUCCUUGGUGCUCUGAGCCAAACGUGGGGCUUGCAAAUCUUGCUGGAAUGUUUGGAGAAGCACCUUCCAUCCUCCCAGGGCUUGUCUUUUGGACUGCUGGAUUUUUGGUGAGUCCACCCAAACCCAAAGGGUGAUAAAGGUGCUUAGAGGAGGGACUUUCUGCCUCGAGGGCCAUGGAUAAUCUGAGUUUUUUGGGAGACUGGCUGAUGGAAGCGGGGCAGGAACGUAAACAGGGAUCCAAUUAAUAUUUAGCGACCAGGCACCGCCAGCUCUGGUCGUGAAGAUUCCACCUCGUUGUAAAUAUUGGUAGAAGCCACCAGACCUGGAACAUCAGCCGAGCCUGGGCUCUGGCUGGUGCUCCACAAGGUUGGGAAGUUCCUGGCGUGGCCCAGCUCUGCUGAGCCUUUGGAGACACUUGGAGCAGGGAAAAUGAACCCUUUGGAAGCUGCAGGAACCUUUCCCUUCACCCCGCUGUCUUUGGUCUUAGAGAUUGUCCUUGUGUGUUUGUGCCUAGAGAAUGGAGCUGUCAGGGGUCCGGGGCGGGCGGGGGGCGGCUUUUCCACAGGGAACCUUCCACCAAACUCGGUGUUUCCUGUUCAAUUGUCAUUUUGUGCUGCUUUGUUUUGUUCUUCCGUGGAGUCUUUUCAGCCUUUGGACGUAGAAGAGGGUGGAGUUUAUCCACGUUUCUUGUGAGCAGGGUGUUCACGUGAAUCCGUUUGCUUGUGCUUUACACUUUGUUUUCUGGGUGUUUUUCCCCCGAAAUCUUCCAUUUGUGGAUCCAGCCUCUACAAGCUUUGAGAAAAUGAUGUUGGCUGUUGAAAAACCUUCCCGUGGUGCUUGAUGAGGAAUCAAAAAUCAUGUUUCUAGGGGAGUCAUUUCUAAUAGAAUCUCUUUCUCAAAGGCUUUUAAAGGCCGUGAAGACGACAUAUCUCAAAACGUAGCUCGUUGUACUUGACUUUGUUUAGGAAUACACAUUUUAAUGUAUUUUUGCACAGAAAUGCGCUGUAUUUCACGUUAGGAAGGAAUACAUGCUGCACUGGUAUUUGUAGCUCAUUUAACCUCUUGGUGCAAAGCCCUUGUAAAUCUUCCAAAUGUGGUAGUUGAAUUUCCUGAUGUUUUGUAAGAGAGUUUCAUAACCAAAGUCCUUUAGUCCAGUAACAAUGACAAAUUCUUGUUAACUGAACUUUAUUUGUGCAAGUGACUGAACUAUAUUUGUGGAUCUUGGAGCAUUCUGGAGUUUUUUGAUUGUCUAGAAAAUAAAACUCUCUGAGAGGGUUGCUUUGAUUUUUUUACCGUUCAGAUGUUGACUGA
Molecule: messenger RNA, 4842 nt
Organism: Hirundo rustica (Barn swallow)
Lineage: Eukaryota; Metazoa; Chordata; Aves; Passeriformes; Hirundinidae
Gene: ZBTB8B
Product: zinc finger and BTB domain containing 8B
Exons: 4
Coding region: 124-1512 (462 amino acids)
Biological process (GO): regulation of transcription by RNA polymerase II
Molecular function (GO): DNA-binding transcription factor activity, RNA polymerase II-specific; protein binding; RNA polymerase II cis-regulatory region sequence-specific DNA binding
Source: RefSeq, a predicted model, not a curated record